Molecule: messenger RNA, 1216 nt
Organism: Aspergillus nidulans FGSC A4
Lineage: Eukaryota; Fungi; Ascomycota; Eurotiomycetes; Eurotiales; Aspergillaceae
Product: uroporphyrinogen decarboxylase HEM12
Exons: 4
Coding region: 2-1093 (363 amino acids)
Biological process (GO): heme biosynthetic process; porphyrin-containing compound biosynthetic process; porphyrin-containing compound metabolic process
Cellular component (GO): cytosol; cytoplasm
Molecular function (GO): uroporphyrinogen decarboxylase activity
Source: RefSeq, a predicted model, not a curated record
AAUGACACAAUUCGCGCCAUUGAAGAAUGAUUUACUGUUGAGAGCCGCUUGGGGCGACAAGGUGCACCGCCCGCCGAUAUGGGUGAUGCGACAAGCCGGUCGCUACCUCCCUGAAUACCAUGAAGCCAAGGGCAACCGCGAUUUCUUCGAAUGCUGCCGCGACCCCGAAAUUGCCUCAACGAUCACCAUCCAACCCGUCGACCGGUAUGAGGGUCUCAUUGAUGCUGCAAUCAUCUUCUCGGACAUUUUAGUCAUCCCGCAAGCAAUGGGCAUGACGGUAGAGAUGGUUGACAAGAAAGGCCCUCAUUUCCCCGAGCCCCUCCGCUCCCCAACCGAUGGUCAAUACGAGAAGGUCAUGGCGCGCGACGUCGAUGUCAAGGCUGAAUUAGAUUACGUGUACAAGGCUAUUACGCUUACGCGAACGAAGCUGAAUGGACGGGUGCCGCUAAUCGGAUUCUGCGGUGCGCCCUGGACGCUGCUUUGCUACAUGGUUGAGGGUGGCGGUAGUAAGAUGUUUAUCCAGACCAAGACAUGGAUCUAUAAGUACCCGAAGGAGUCGCAGGCGCUGCUGCAGAAGAUCGCCGAGAUCUGUGUUGAAUACUUGGCGCUCCAGGUUGCUGCGGGUGCCCAGCUCGUUCAGGUGUUUGACUCAUGGGCUGGGGAGCUGUCGCCGGCGUCCUUCCAGGACUUCUCACUCCCCUAUCUGAGACACAUCUCGGCGAACCUGCCGCGCCGGUUAAAAGAGAUGGGACUUGAACCCGUGCCGAUGACAGUAUUCGCGAAGGGAGCGUGGUAUGCUCUCGAGGACCUUUGCGAGUCCGGAUACAAUGUAGUCGGGCUAGACUGGCUACAUGACCCGGCCGAGGCCUUCAAGAUUGCCAACGGACGGGUUACAAUCCAAGGCAACGCGGACCCUGGUGUUCUCUACGGAGGCCGCGAGGCUAUCAAACAGGCUGUGGAGACUAUGGUUGCUGGGUUCAAGAAGGGCAAGCAAGGAUGGAUUGCCAACUUGGGUCACGGCGUCACUCCUUUUGUCAAUCCGGAUGACCUCAAAUUCUACUUUGAGGAAAUCCACCGUCUGACAGCGGACUAAGCGGGAAACGGCAUAUUGGCUUGUGUGCGCAUUCGAGUACAGUUACCCGACUCAUUCACCAAUAUCCUCGUUCCUAAAUCACAGUCAACAAAUAUUCUCAAGUCAUAUAACGCCGAAUCGAGG